AUGAGUGACCAACUCUGCAAACUAUUCGUCGGUGGACUGAAUGUGGACACCGAUGACGAUGGCCUGCGCAAACAUUUUGAGCAGUACGGUACUCUCACCGACUGUGUCGUUGUCGUGAACAAGCAGCUUCAGCGGUCUCGCUGUUUCGGCUUUGUGACCUACUCGUCACCAGAGGAGGCCGACGCAGCCAUGGCGGCCAGGCCGCACACCGUCGAUGGCAACGCUGUCGAAGUAAAGCGGGCCGUGGCGAGGGAGGAUGCCAACAAACCCGAAGCCCUCGCUAAAGUCAAGAAAAUUUUCGUAGGUGGUCUGAAAGACGACAUCGAGGAAGAACACCUCUCCGAAUACUUUUCUCAGUACGGCCAAGUCGAGAAGGCCGAAGUCAUCUCAGAGAAGGAGACCGGUAAGAAAAGGGGCUUCGGCUUUGUGUACUUCACCGAUCACGAUGCGGCCGAUAAGGCUGUUGUGGUGAAGUUUCACACCGUCAAUGGACACAAAGUUGAAGUUAAGAAGGCAUUGACCAAGCAGGAAAUGCAGGCAGCCAACAGAACCGGAAUGGCGCCGAGGGGCCGACCAGGCAGAGGCAUGAGGGGAAAUCAAAAUGGCUACGGCGGCAGGGAUUAUGGCGGAAACUACAACUACGGAAAUGGCGGAGGCUACAACUGUGGCAGCUACGGGGGCUACGGAGGGCCCUAUGGGGGUGGCUACGGCGACCAGGGAAGCGGCUAUGGGGGAGGCAAUGGCUACAGCGACUUUGGUAGCGGCUACGGCCAGCAUUCUUCAGGGUAUGGUCCAAUGAAGGGGCCUUUCGGGGGCCAGCGGAGCGCUGCUCCCUACACCAGAGGCGGCGGCGGAGACCUCAAAACCCAAACAGGUUGCUAUGGUCAUUCUGAUUGGUCAUCUCCUUCUCAGGUUAAUGGUGCAUGAUGGAUUUCUGAUCACCCCUAGGAAAAGAAACUCCUGUUAUAUUGACUGCUUUGUUCUGAAUGCACAAUAAAUUUACAUAUUUUUAUAUACCAAAGGCCUUGUUAUAUUUUUACACUGGGGAUAGCUUGGUUUAUUUUUACACAGGUACCUGUGACAGAAGUUGUCCGAAAGGUGGUAAGGACAAAGGUCCAAAGCUGAUGGAUGUACACGCUUCCCUCGGCUCAGUGGGACUUAUAACUCCCAAUUAUUAUUCAAUCAAAAGUCAAAUGUUGCAUUGAUUUUUGAUGAGUCCAAAGUUGGAAAUCUGUGAAAUGGCUGUUUAUCUCAGCACAAGCUGCCGACCUAAAACGGUUUGCAUUAGUGUGGUAAAACCUUUUUAUAUGAAUAUAGGGAGCAUACUUUCAUAGACUUGGGGUACAGACAUGGAUUUGGGUUUAAUGGGGAAAAUAUUG
Messenger RNA from Menidia menidia (Atlantic silverside), 1379 nucleotides. NCBI's taxonomy places the organism in Eukaryota, Metazoa, Chordata, Actinopteri, Atheriniformes, Atherinopsidae. The record is from the annotation of a GenBank genome assembly.